GUGGAGGGAACAGGCUGCGGGGGCAGGGCAGACGAUGUCAGGGUUAUUUCGGCCCUGGCCCCUUAUUGCUCCUGGUGUUGGGUUACCCCGGCCCACGCCUGACGCGCAGCCCCAGCCUUCCUAGGGACCCGUCCCAGGCCCACUGCCCUACGGCUGCUCUCAGCAGACUCCCUCCCCCACUGGGGGGGCCGCUGCUGCGGCGGGGCAGGAAGGCCCCGGCUUGGGGACCGCAGCCCCUAGAGGGAAGGGACCAGCCAGAGGGGGGAGCCGAAGCUCCGUCACCCCCGCGGGGUCUCUCCUGACGGGCGAAGCCUGGCGCGGCCGAGGCUGCCCCCCUGCCGGGCGGAGGAGCAGGGCCACGCCGCGCUGCCGGCGAGUAGCGCGCGCACCUGCUGCUACUGGUCGCGCGGCCUCCUCCUCCGCCAGGCUUAGCAGGGGACCGGCCCCGCGCGCGCGGGUGAGUGAGUGGGGGAGGGGGUCACGCGGGGUUAUUUACGGCCUGGCUCUAAUUUCGGAAGCCCAAUAACAACAAACCCACAGGCGGGCACGUCUAAUGCGGAGACUCACCCUUCCCGCAGAGAGGCGCCGGCCCCUUUAAAAACACGCGAGGCCACGCCCACCCCCCCUCCUGAAAGGCCGGCCGCCAAUCGAGGGCGGGGACCCAGCCCGGGGUGCCGGCAGCCAAUGAGCAGGCCGCUUAGUGAGAGGCGGAGCAGCGGGACGGGGGAGAAGAUGGAGGCAGCAGCCGCAGAGCGGGGUCCGGCAGCUUCUGGCGGCGGCGUUGCCCCACUGGGGCCGCGGGCUGCGGCGGUGCCGGAGCGGCUGCAGCGGCGGGAGGCGGAGCGGCAGCGGGAAGCGGAGCGGCGGCGGCAGGAGAAGGCGGCCCAGGCGGUGCAGGAGGAGCAGAGCGGGUUCUUCGUGGCCGCCUUCUCCCGGGAGCGGGCGGCCAUCGAGGCGCUGCUGGGGCCCGGCCCGGGCCAGGCGGCGGAGGAGGAGGAGGAGGAGGAUGCGGCGGGCCGGCCCGAGUCGCUGGAGGAGGCGGCUGCCCGGCUGCAAGGGCUGCAGAAGCUCCUCACCGACAGCGUCCGCUUCCUGGCGCCGUACGAGGUGCGGCAGGCGCAGGAGGCGCUGAGCCGGCUCCAGGGGGCCCUGACGGCCAAGCGCCAGCAGCUGCAGCCCAAGAAGCGAUUCGCCUUCCGGGCCCGCAGGAAAGAGGCGGAGUCCGUCCCGCCGCGAGCCCCAGCCGGCCAGCUGCCCGCGGAGUCCGUCCCGCCGCGAGCCCUAGCCGGCCAGCUGCCCGCGGAGUCCGUCCCGCCGCGAGCCCUAGCCGGCCAGCUGCCCGCGGAGUCCGUCCCGCCGCGAGCCCUAGCCGGCCAGCUGCCCGCGGAGGGCGAAGGGAGCGGCCCCCCGCUGUGCGGCUUCAGCCAGGCCGAGGCCCAGACGCUGGAGCUCGGCCCCUCGGAGCUGCUGCAGCGCGACGUGCUCCUGGCCGACCUGAGCGACUGCCGCGUACUGCUCCGCGGCAACCCCAACACGCUCCGGGUACGGGACUGCCGGGGCUGCACCGUGCUCUGUGGGCCCGUCUCCACCUCGGUGCUGGUGGACGGGUGUAGUGACUGUCUCCUGGUCCUGGCUUGCCAGCAGCUCCGCACCCACCGCACCCGGGACACCCGGAUCUACGUGCAGGUGACCAGCCGGGCUAUCGUGGAGGACUGCAGUGGCGUCCGCUUCGCCCCCUACACCUGGAGCUACCCAGGCAUCGAGGGCGACUACGAGUCCUCCGGGCUGGACAGAGGUAGGAACAACUGGAACCUGGUGGAUGACUUUGACUGGCUGGCCAGAGAUGAGCCCUCGCCCAACUGGAGCGUGAUCCCUGAGCAGGACAGAAUCACCCAGUGGGACUGAAUGGAGGCUGCAAAGGAAACACUUGAAACUUGUGAUUGAUCAGCAGGUCCCAGCAUAGCUGCAAAUAAAACUAACUUUGAUUCAUUCUAAAACAACUUAAUCAAUAGCAGUUUGUGGGUCUUUAAAUGCUGAAUUAUAAUGUGGGAUUAAACUACUUGUUCUAAACUGCUAUAAAUUGAUGUGCUAUGCUAGAGGCUGGUAACCACUGCAGUAUCCCGGUGACAACUCUUUAGGGCUUCUGUGAUUUGUACACUGUUUCCCUGCUUACUGGCAGUGAGCCUCUAAAUAAAGGUAUGCUGCUGCUUGCUUGUUGUUCAACUGGAUAAAAUCUGAAUUGCCUUGUGGUAAUGUACAUUUCAGUGGACCAGGAAAUCUAAUGCUCAGACUCCUGAGUUCUAUAGCAUAUUACAAUCUACAACCCUGUCUUCACUAGUGUGUGUUCUUCAUGGUAGGUAAUGUGGUAAAAGUUUUUUAGAGAGGUGGAAUUUUUCCGUUGACCUAGUGCUGUCUACACUGGGGUUUAGGUUGAUUUAAAUUCACACUCCUGAGAGAUGUAGAUUCACACCCUUAAGCUAUGUAGUUAAAUCAGCCUAAAUUUUCAGCAUAUGCCAGGCCUAGGAUUUACUUUGGUCUGCUAACAUGGGUGAAAACCACAAAUUGCCUUGUCCUCCCUAGGCUUUUACAAUAUGUUAGCCACCAACCUAAGAACCUCCCUCUUUUCCUGGUGGGAGGCUAUAUUUAGUUGCCUAAAGGGGUUGAAUUGAUGUGAAAUGUUUGGGGAGGAGAUUGGUUUAGAGAGCUUCCUCUCCUCCUCCUUCCCCCCCCCCCCCAACAAAGAAUUUUAACUACAAACUCUUAAUCUAUUGUCUGUACUGAUAGCCUAUGCAACUUGCCUAUACAAAAGAGAAGGUGUUUACCAAAGUCUGUUUUGGUGAAGAUGUGGCAGUAGCCCUUCAGAAAGCACUCCACAGGAAUAAGCAUUAUGUACUUAAAUUAGAAAACAACAUGGAAUAGUCUGCAAGCCUUUGUCCUUUAGUUUUUUAAAAAACUAUACAGGAACUUCCCUUGAAAGUGCUCAUUGUGUUUACAAGUAGGACAGAUGGUAUAAGGGUGUGGAAAUUUGAAACAACUGCCUUGUUCAAAAGUCAUUCCAUUGUAACAUCUCUAAUCUAAAAUAUUAGUGUAGAUAAAUAUAAACACUGCCUUGCCUACUUGGGGGGGAAAAAAACCUAUGCUCUCCGGGCUGAAGUGCAAUGUUUUAAAACAUCAAACACAUUCAUAAUCACUGUAAAGCAGUGUCUAGUUGAAGGUAUUCUUGACUGUUUUUCAAGAACAAAUAUAGUCUCACCAAUUCACUGUUUCCUUUCCAGAAUAAAGUUGUUACCCUCUUUCAUUUACAAUUUGGGUUUGGGGGUAUUUUCACAACUUUGCAGUUUUGUUUACUUGUACUAACUUACAUCUUCUGGCUCACAGUUUCAAGUAUAAUACCAUGAAUGUACUUUAGCAACUGUAUUUAACUCAGUCCUUCUUUUGUCUAAUUUUCUGCUGAUGUGAAAACUUUUGGCAGUCUAAUAAAUAUGUUCAAAGAAAAUA
This is a messenger RNA of Trachemys scripta elegans, 3498 nucleotides long. It is a transcript of the gene TBCC, whose product is annotated as tubulin folding cofactor C. Gene Ontology annotation, biological process: post-chaperonin tubulin folding pathway; tubulin complex assembly. The record is from RefSeq and is a predicted model, not a curated record. The transcript has a single exon. Gene Ontology annotation, molecular function: tubulin binding. Gene Ontology annotation, cellular component: cytoplasm. The coding region runs from base 685 to 1905 and encodes 406 amino acids. Lineage: Eukaryota; Metazoa; Chordata; Testudines; Emydidae.